AUGUCACGCGCCUCGGCCGGCUUCGCAGACUUCUUCCCAACGGCUCCUUCGGUUCUGCAACGUAAGCGCGUCAAGGGAGGACAUGACCGGCGAGACAGAAAUGUGGAUGGCGACCCUACCGACACGACCGCUUUACCGGCGCUCGCCGCAUCCUCUAUAUCCACAUCCACCUCUUCGGCCGCUCCGGCCGCUACGACUUCGUCGGAACCUGCUAAGGAGGAAGUGAAUGUUCAAACAGAUUCAGAGCCAAGCGCGACCAACUCCGAACAUGCAUUGUCUCAGGAAUCUCACCUCGCGGGUCUUCUCCCGGCCUCGGCGACCACCCAUCCCCACAUUGAUACCUUGACACCCCUCACAAAUGCAGAAUCAUCCCCGCCUCGGAAAGCCAUUAGCCCGCAGUCGAAAACGGCAGCAGAAAUAUCGCCAGACUAUCAUGGCGAUCGCUCAUUGGAACCCUCCAAAUCGUCCAUGACCCCAAUUCACACCCCGCCCACUCCGCAAUCACAAACUCGCCAAGAUCAUGUGGUCAAAGUAUCCAAAGCAAUUUACGACCCGGACCUAGAUAAACGGGGCUCGAAGGAGCGAAAAAGGAAACCUGAAUAUUCCGAUAUCCUCGUCAAUGGCCAAGCCAGACCCCCAGACCCGCGCCUCGCCAUCGCCAACUACACCCGUGGCUCAGGCUGCAAGCAAAAAUCCAAAUACCGUCCAGCCCCUUACUACCUCAAACCUUGGCCGUAUGAUUCAUCAACAAGCAUUGGACCGGGUCCGCCGAUCCAGGUCGUUGUCACUGGCUUCGAUCCCCUCACACCAGUCGCUCCGAUCAGUGCGCUCUUCUCCAGCUUCGGUGAUAUAGCGGAGAUGAAGAACCGGACAGAUCCAAUCACGGGCCGAUUUCUCGGGAUUUGUUCCAUCAAAUAUAAAGAUACGACUUCUUUUCGUGGGGCAGGACCAGUCUCAGCCUCGAGUUCCGCAAGGCGGGCAUAUUUCGAAUGCAAGAAGGAACAACGGAUUGGCACUAGGAGGAUCCGCGUUGAACUAGAUCGCGAUGGGAUUGUCUCCGAGCGCAUGGCUUCGAAAACCAUCGAGUCGCAGAGGCUAGCUUCCAGAAGCACAUCAGCAGCAGUGGAUGCCAAGGUCGAAUCCCAGGCGAAAAAGAACGAACCGCCACCUACCGCGCCAAAGGGUCCUUCGGGAAAGUCUUCCCUGCGUCCUGGACUUGUUGUGCCAGAAGGACCAAGAGCCACUGUUCGAUCUCCAGUGGUACAGCAAUCGCUCAUCGAAGAUACCCCGGUCUUGAGUCAACUUAAACGGGAACCCUACAUCUUCAUCGCUCACUGCUAUGUUCCUGUCCUCGGAACCACGAUUCCACACCUUAAGAAACGUCUCAAAUUCUUCGACUACAAAGUGAUCCGCUGUGACAAAACUGGCUAUUACAUUAUUUUCGACAAUUCACGGAGAGGUGAGGAAGAAGCAUCACGCUGCUUCCGGCUGUGUCAUAUGCAGCCACUCUUCACCUACAUUAUGAACAUGGAAAGUCGAGUUUUGGGCAACCCUAACUACGUGCGCAGCCCAAGCCCCGAGCGACUCCGGGCCGAGCAAAAGGCCAAGGCCAAACAAGACCGGGCCCGAAAAGAGGCCGAGUUGGAUAUUGAAGAAGAGAAAAAGCAGCGUGCAUUCGACUUGGACCCCUGUCGAGAAGUCCUUUCCAUUAUCAUCCGUGAUCUGAGAGACAAAUUGCUCGAAGAUGUCAAAUCACGGAUCGCUGCACCAACAUUGUACGAUUAUCUUGAUCCAGAAAAGCAUGCUUCAAGGCGAGAGAAGCUGGGAAUCUCAGGGCCCGAAGGUACCAAACGUCCCAUGUUCCGGAUAGGGGCUGGUGAUACUACGCUUGGUGGCCAGGACUCUGGGUCUGAAAUUUCAAAGUCGCGAGAUCAACAUCGAUCAUCUGGAAUUAACGUCCUUGAUCUUCCGCGCAUUCGCAAAUCCCAUGGCCUGGACCGGGCGGGGACUGCCUUUGUGGAUGAGCGAAGGCGACAGCCUCUACGAAAGAGAGAAAUCCGCCCCCUUUAUCAUCGUCUACAACAAUUGCAUGAUGAUGAGGAUUCCGAUGAUGAUCAGCGCACGCCUCUCACUGGAUAUACGGAGGAGAGGAAAGAGGAAUACCAAUCCGAUGCUUCAAAAAAUGUUGCCCCUACGGAAGAUACUUCUCUUCCUGAUGUCGAGACGCUCUCACCUGGACGCAAAAGGAAGCGAUUGACUGACGAACCCGAUGUGAGAAAGCGCCAAAGACAAGAUGACGAGCUGUUCGGUAUGGAGUCAGCGGAUGAUGCGCUUCCCGGCAAACAUCUCGAGGCUGCCCCGUCCAUCGAUUCCUCACUUGCUCGGGAUGAGGCUGCGUCAUUUGAUUCCCGUGACCAAUUGCCACAGGAUGAGCUUGCCGACCGGGCGUCUGUUAAGGACAUUUUGCUUGAUGACGUGUCCGUGGAAGAAGCCACAGCUAUCGAUAUACCAAAGGCGGAGGUGCAGUGGGGAGUAUCCCAAGAUGAGCCACGCGCCACCGUUGAAGAUGACGAGACAAUCAUCUUAGAUUUGGAUGGCUGGCAGCACCUGGUGAAAGACGACGAAGAUCUCCGUUUCCUCCGACAGAUCCUACUCGACCAAACCGCAUCCCAGAUCGAAAGUCUGGCAGCAUGGGCCUGGCGACAGAAGGAGAUCAAGGCCCUCAACCACCUCGGCGCAAGCGGUCCGAUACACAGUUCGAUCGGCAUUGCGGGAUACUACGUGCCUAACAGCACAGGCGCCGCCAGAACCGAAGGACGGAAAAGAAUUCUCAACUCGGAGAAAUCAAAAUACCUCCCCCACCGCAUCAAGGUCCAAAAAGCUCGCGAAGAACGCGAAGCAAUGGCCAAAGCCGAUGCCAAAGCCGAUCCCCAAGCCGCCGCGGCCGAAGCUGCCAGGAUCGCGGCAGCAAAGACGAUUUCCAAAUCGACUUCACGAUCAACCCGAGUCAACAAUCGCCGACUCAUUGCCGAUAUCAAUGCCCAGAAGCAGGCGCUUCCCACGUCGAGUGGUGAAGGCGACGUUCUUCGCUUCAACCAGCUUAAGAAACGGAAGAAGCCUGUUCGAUUCGCGCGCUCUGCUAUUCAUAACUGGGGACUUUACGCGGAGGAGAAUAUCACGGCAAACGAUAUGAUUAUCGAGUAUGUUGGUGAAAAGGUUCGACAGCAGGUUGCCGAUAUGAGAGAACGACGAUAUCUCAAAAGUGGAAUUGGUAGCAGUUAUCUGUUCCGAAUUGAUGAGAAUACGGUGAUUGAUGCUACGAAGCGAGGUGGAAUUGCGCGAUUCAUCAAUCAUAGCUGCACGCCCAAUUGUACCGCCAAGAUUAUCAAGGUCGAUGGCAGUAAACGUAUUGUGAUUUACGCGCUCAGGGACAUCGAGAGAGAUGAGGAGCUCACAUACGAUUACAAGUUCGAAAGGGAGUGGGGUAGUGAUGAUCGUAUCCCGUGUUUAUGUGGUUCAACUGGCUGCAAAGGAUUCCUCAACUAG
This is a messenger RNA of Penicillium waksmanii, 3546 nucleotides long. It is a transcript of the gene set1, whose product is annotated as histone methyltransferase SET1. The coding region runs from base 1 to 3546 and encodes 1181 amino acids. The transcript has 3 exons. The record is from RefSeq and is a predicted model, not a curated record. Gene Ontology annotation, molecular function: nucleic acid binding; protein binding; histone H3K4 methyltransferase activity. NCBI's taxonomy places the organism in Eukaryota, Fungi, Ascomycota, Eurotiomycetes, Eurotiales, Aspergillaceae. Gene Ontology annotation, cellular component: Set1C/COMPASS complex.